CGUCAAAGUAAGUGUAAUCGAGAGUUGACGAAGCUGGAGAAUCAGAAGGAGCACGCAGAACAAAGGGUCAAUUUCAACGGAAACCCUACAAACCCUUAUCCCCACGACAAUGCCAACGCCUUUAAUCACUUCCACCCCAUACCUCCCGUUGUUGAUUCUCCAUACGCUCUUAACCAUUCCGUGCCUCGCCCUCCCCGCAAACGCCCCUGGCAAGGAACUUCUCCAGAUCAAGUGGACGGUGGAUGUCACGUAAAAGUUUAUGUUGCGCCAGUUCCAAGAACCGCAACAGAGGCUGAUAUUCGCCCUGUGUUUGAAGGACAUGGAACUAUUGUUGAGGUUGUUCUUUUAAAAGAUAGGAGAACUGGCAUACGGCAAGGAAGCUGUUUUGUGAAAUAUGCAACAUUAGAUGAAGCUGACAGGGCUAUUAAGGCUUUAAGCAAUCAAUUUACAUUUCCUGGGGAAUCAUGUCCUGUUGUUGUAAGAUUUGCUGAUCGAGAACUUGAACGUCUGGGGGUUCGAGGGUUCUGCCGUAACUUGGAAAAGAAAGAUCCUUUAGAAGAGGUGGCAGAUAAAGUUUUUGUUAGUUACAUCAACAAAGAAGCUUCAAAAAAGGAAAUUGAAGAAAUAUUUUCCCCUUAUGGGCAUGUAGAAGAUGUCUUCAUUGCACACACUCGUGGAUAUGCUUUUGUCAAAUUUUCUAAUAGAGAAAUGGCAUUGGCUGCAAUCAAAGGGCUGAAUAAAGCCUUCACAAUGAGAGGUUGUGAUCAUCCAUUAAUUGUUCGUUUUGCGGAUCCUAAGAAACCUAAGACUGGGGAAUCAAGGGGCAACUAUUUAUCUGGGAAUGCAAAUUUUGGUCCCUGUUCUCAAGAACCUCCAAUUUGGCCAUUGCCAAAUUUUGGUGAUUCCAAUUUUGGAGGGAGUAUUAUGCCUAUUGGCCCGCAUCAUUCCACAAUUGCACACCCACAAGUUGCUUCUCAUAUGCAGAACUGGGAACCUGGUACUGCUGUCAUACAGCAACCAUUUGCUCCCCAACAAGCACAUUCACAUUUGGCUACAAUGCCUUUACGGUCUAUUCAACCUUCAAACCUGCCUUCUCAGCCAUUUUUUCCUGAGGUGCAGAGACCAUUAAAUCCAGCAGAUUCAUCAGUUCAGAAUAUCGAGCAGCAACUAAGUUCACAGCUGCCUACUGAGACUGGAAACAACCCUAAUACUGUUGCUGGCAAUAACCAGCCUGAUAUGCCUACUAGUCCACAAGACGAAGAUCCCCCCGAGUGUGACUGGAGUGAACACUACUGUCCUGAUGGUUAUAAAUACUACUACAACUGUGUCACUUGUGAAAGCAAAUGGGAGAAGCCUGAGGAGUAUGCAUUACAUGAGAAAGAGUCUCAGAAACUGCAGGAGCAGGAGGAUAAAAACCGUAGUCACUUGCAAUCAUCAUUACCUUCCUCUCAACAAGUUACUCAAAUACAACAGGAAACAAAUCAUGACCACAGGCAGUCAGAAACAAGUCCUGUUUUUGGAUAGGCGUUAUUUAUUUAUUUUUUCUUGGGCAAUCGAAAUCUAGGUUAGUACUUCUACAUAGAUAUUUAGAUUACCAAAUGGCUUAAUUUUUUGUUUAGAGGCAAUGUAAGUUAAACUCUAUCUUUUGGGGGGUAGGAAAACCUCCUCCCUAAAUGAAACGUUGAGAGUUUGAAAUGUUUGAAUUCCAGGCGGGACUUUUGUGUUUUUUGGGGUGCUGUGGAAUCUGAUUUUCAGAGAUUAAUUUGUAUUUAUAUUGCUCGUGAUUGUGAGAGGAACGAGAAAUUGAUUAAAGGCUAGGGAGUUUGAUAAGAAAUGUGGCUCCACUACCACUGUAGGGUCUACAAAUUUAAGAAGCGCUGCCCCCUAGGUGUACGUGUAAGUUUUCAACGCAUACAAAUAAUUAUUGUCUAUAGGAAUUGGAUUUGAACUUGAAUCGCUUUUCUUGCUCCAGUAGUAGUGCCAUGUGAUAAAUGGUACCGAAAUGCCCAUCUCAUUCACUUCGUCUUACCUUCAUGGUUGUCCUGGAUUCCGAUUGAUUAAGUUCUUGUGGAUCUAGAAACUGACUUUUAAGUCAAAUGGGUAACUUUGAAUUGUAUUUUAUUUUAUCUAAGUUUGAUACUGUUACAAUAGUCGGCAGGAUCUUUUCUCCUGACAUUUAUUUGUGUACGAGUAAAGGAAUAGAAGAUAGGUAAAUAGCACAUUGUAGCACCAAUAAAGGUAGAGCCAAAGCCUCAAUUUUUGACCCAGAAAGCGUUUUUGAGGAGUAUUAUCACUGGGAGGCAAUGGGAGAUGGAUUUUGUAAACAUUCUUUAACUGCUAAGGAAAAGGGGAAAGAGAAGAAUGCGAGAACUGGAAUAGAAUCUGAGUCUAAACGGCAAGCGAAGGAAAAAGAGAGACAGAGGGGCUUGACAAUUCAACUGGGGAGAAUUUAAUGUGGGUUGGUAAUUAUUCCCUGCUCUAUGCGGAAUUGAACAAUUUUAAUUCAAUCCAAUGUAUUGGGUGCUUAAUAGAGAGAGGGAUCAUGUAAUAGGGAAUAGCAGGGCCCCAUGGGCUCAUUGAUAAUGCCGUAUCAUAUGCAACCCUUAGUGCGCAUUGGUCUAUGCCUAUCUGUUGAAACCUCUUGCGAUGAGAGCCUCACCUGCCCAAUAGCACCAAACUUGCGAAAGAAUACGACACGAGAUAUUAUGGUGCCUUAAUAUAUUAAGCUAAAAUGAGUCAUUAUCAAGAUCCAUUCCAUCGUGGAAGCCAGAUCACGCUUCAAAUGCAAUGCUUGUUUUAAGUUUUUACUAAUUUGUUUACUUCUCUUUCUUUAAUUCCCCCCUCUUUUACCUCUCCAACGAAUCAAAUCCAUGAUUGGAUAACAUUGCAUGCAGCAUUUACUUGAUAAGGUUAAAGUGGAUUGUCAAUAGUUGAACUGCUCUUCCUAUUUAUUAACUUGUUACCGUAUUGGCACAGUUCUUUCGCCACCGUAUCCUUCAAAUUAGAAGCACAUUUCCCUAGAAUUCGUUUUCUGUGGAUUACCGGAACUAAACAAAGCAAGCAAGAAGGUUGCACCUCAGUUAUUUCCGUUUGAAAACCUAAACCUAGCAAUCUACUAUACUGCCGUGCCAGUGAAAUGAAUGCACAUUCCUUCAACAAAAAAGAAACAAAAACACAAGACAAACGAGGAGUCAGCAUCUUCAGAUUAUAAAGAAGAUAGAAACCUAUUUGAUAUAUUUUUUAAUCAUUUCCCCACAGUCCAAACCACCAACGGAUAUUUUGACUUGCUCUUUCAUUUUUUUGUAUCUAUUAGAGUACAAGAUAUUAAAUCAAAACCAGCUAGUAAGAGACAUCAACGAGGAAAUGAUACAUCUGAUCAUCGUGUUACACUGAUAUUUAUGUUAUGACAAGACCUAUAUG
Abrus precatorius (Indian licorice) is the source of this 3420-nucleotide messenger RNA. RefSeq names its product flowering time control protein FCA. The transcript is spliced from 15 exons. Gene Ontology annotation, cellular component: ribonucleoprotein complex; cytoplasm; nucleus. The record is from RefSeq and is a predicted model, not a curated record. The annotation marks the transcript as partial. Gene Ontology annotation, molecular function: protein binding; mRNA binding. Lineage: Eukaryota; Viridiplantae; Streptophyta; Magnoliopsida; Fabales; Fabaceae.